This is a messenger RNA of Hypoxylon fragiforme, 809 nucleotides long. RefSeq lists its product as uncharacterized. Bases 1 to 768 code for a protein of 255 amino acids. The record is from RefSeq and is a predicted model, not a curated record. Lineage: Eukaryota; Fungi; Ascomycota; Sordariomycetes; Xylariales; Hypoxylaceae. The transcript has a single exon.
AUGUGCAGAGGCCGCCGCGUCUUCUUCGCCUGCCUACACGAAGACCACGACGUGACGCCCCCGCGGCAAAUCAUCUACUGCGAGCGAGCCGAGCUCCAAAGCGACGGCACCAAGAAGCCCUGCAUACCCGAACCCAUACUGCCCCUCACGGGCCUCGACGACUUCGCCAGCGGACUGCUAUGCACCGAGUACUGCCCGAGCUGCCAGGACAGCUCGAUCGCCCACCGGCGCGCGACCGACACCUCCAUGUUCGGGAGCAGCAUCGACAGCCGGAUGCUCGACCUCCCGCGCGACGUCACGAUCGGCACGCCCUUGAGCACGAUACCCGAGGAGCCAGCAGCAGCAGCACCACCACCACCACCACCACCUGAGCCGGCAAAGGACCCGUUCAAGUUCGACUGGGACAUCGACAAGUACCUCGCGGGGCCCUCGUCCACCUUCUCGCCGCUCCCCGCGCCCUCGGCGCAGUCCGAGAGCGACUGGGCGAGAUCGCUCCUGCCAUCCUCGACAUCAGCGGCUCCCGGAGCAACGACGCAGACGAGCAGCGACUGGGCGCGGUCGCUGUUCUCGUCCUCCUCCACCUCGGAACCGUCAUCAGCCGUAGGGCCCAACACGUUCUCGUACGGCGCCGGCCUUUUCCUUCCGGAGGGGUCCGGGUCCUCGAUUGCGACGAGGGAUUUCCAGCUAUUUGACGACGACGACGAGGCGGGGAGCGGCGCGCUGAAGUAUCCUGGUCUUCUUGACUUGAGCUUCUUGGACGAUUUGUAGGAUAUUGCGAAGAAAAUUUGGCUAGGUAGGUACCUAGGGAA